UUAUUUUUUACAAACAGUAAUAGGAGGACUCUACAGAAACUGGGAAACUCAGCUGCUCCUCUAUCGAAACAACGAAUGAAGACUUGUUUUAUGCCCCCUCUGGAACUAACAGAGAACUAAAUCGAGUCCCUCAAGGCCACCAGAAGCUUCCUGGGAAACCUACAGCUGGACUUGGCCAGGCAUGGCAAACACACAUGGUCAAGUCAUCUUUCCACCCAGCUGCUCCAUCAUCUUCAUCUUCCUGCAGCUCCUGUCCUGCGGCAUCCCUGCAAAUGGGAAAGCUGAUUUCUCUGUCUUUGGGCCUGGCGAGCCUGUUCUGGCUGUGCUAGGGGGAAAUGUGGGGCUACCAUGUCAUCUGUCCCUCAAUAUCAGUGCCAAGGACAUGGAGCUGCAGUGGUACAGGGAUCAGCCAUCCCAAGUCGUGCACCUGCACAAGAAUGGGAUGGACGUGAAGGAAGAACAGAUGAGGGAGUACCAGGGAAGGACCACCUUCCUGAGCGCUGGGCUGGACCAGGGACAGGCCACAGUGAGGAUAAACAGUGUCACAGUUUUUGAUAAUGGAACCUUCCACUGCAACUUCAAAGACGGCAUCAUGUCGGCGGAGGCCAGGCUGUGGCUGAUGGUGGCAGGGCUUGGCUCGAAGCCUAGACUCCGAGUACAAGUUAUCCAGGGUGAAGGUGUCUGGGCACAAUGCACCUCGCAGGGCUGGUAUCCAGAGCCCCAGGUGGAGUGGAGAGACUUUAGAGACCAGCUCCUACCUUCUGCGACCUACUUCUCAGCCUCACCAACAACAGGCCUCUUCUCAGUGGUGUCCAAUGUGACCAUCCAGGAUGAGGUUGUGGGGAACUUCUCCUGCUCCAUCUACAGCCCCCUCCUCCAGAGGAAGAAAAUGGCCAACCAUCACUUGCCCCCUCUGUUUUCCAGAAGUUCCCCGUCAAUGGCAUGGAGGACGGUGCUACCUUUGAUCCUCACUGUGGCAGGGCUUGCCACAGCUGGAGCCACCUGUCUCUUCCAGAAAUGUCAGAAGGACAGGAAUAUGGUUCAGCUGGAAGAAGAGACACUGUAUAGAGCAGAGGAUCAGCACUUCCAAGGCUGGACAAAGGACAAGGUCAUCCAUGUGAGCCCAUCCCUGGACCCUGAUACCGCAAGCCCCAAACUCGCCCUGUCUGAGGAUGGGAAGAGUGUGAGGCGGCUGUUCUUUGACCAGGAACUGCCAGAUGUCCCCAGCAGAUUUGACCAGGAUCCCUGUGUACUGGCCCGGGAGAAGUUCUCUGCUGGGCGGUAUUACUGGGAGGUCCAGGUGGGGCACAGGAAGGCCUGGAAUGUUGGCGUGUGUCUGGAGAGCUUGGAUCGGAAGGGAAGGAUCCCCAAGGCCCCCCAGCAUGGACUCUGGACCCUGGAGCUCUACAAGAAGACGUUCUGGGCCCUCGCCUUCCCAAGGGUUCGCCUGUACCCUUCAGGGCCCCUGCAUCAGGUGGGCAUUCUCCUGGACUGUGAUGCUGGCACAGUCUCCUUCUACAACAUGGGCAAUGGAUCUCUCAUCUACACAUUCUUUGGACUCUCCUCAGAGCCCCUGAGGCCAUUCUUCUGCCUCUGGACACACGACACCAUCCCCCUGAUCAUCUCAGAUUUUGAGGCCCCAGAGGCCUUGGGGCCUCCUCAGAACCAGGGAGAGAAGAGGGUGGGGACCCUCCUCCAACAAGACCCAUGAUCUCUCUGCUCUGGCCUGUCAUAGCUUUGGGGGAGACAUAUCCAUUCUACAUGGCAACUAGACCCAUACAAGGAUGCACCUUUCUGAAUUAUCCUGUCUUAUCUUCAUUUUCCUUCCCUGUGGAAUACUGACAAUAUAGUAUGGGCUGAAUCAUGUACCCUCAAAUUCACAUGUUGAAGCCCAACCCCCAGGACCUCAAGAUGGGGCUGUAUUUGGAGAUGGGGUCUUUACAGAAGUGGUUAAGGUAAAAGCUGGUCACUAGGGUAGGCCAUGAUCCAGCAUGACUGGAGUCCUUAUCAAAAGGGGAUCAGAGGUGCUUGAGUGGCUCAGCCAGCUAAGCAUCUGCCUUCAGCUCAGAUCAUGAUCCCAGGGUCCUG
This is a messenger RNA of Callorhinus ursinus (northern fur seal), 2088 nucleotides long. RefSeq names its product Butyrophilin-like protein 10 (gene BTNL10). Gene Ontology annotation, biological process: regulation of cytokine production; T cell receptor signaling pathway. The record is from RefSeq and is a predicted model, not a curated record. NCBI's taxonomy places the organism in Eukaryota, Metazoa, Chordata, Mammalia, Carnivora, Otariidae. Gene Ontology annotation, cellular component: external side of plasma membrane. Gene Ontology annotation, molecular function: signaling receptor binding.